ACGCCGUCAUGAGUGGUCAGAUAUGCUGCCACUUAACUUAAUAAUUUUGUGAAUGAAUGUUUAAUAUGUGUUUAACACCAUUUACUCCAACUGCACUUGCUGGUGUGGAGGUGGAAAAACCAAGAUAACAUCGUAUAUGACGAAUCUAAUUACCAGUAUACACAAUCAUGCACCAUGUUGGUCGCGUCAUGGGUGCCAGGAUUCAUCUUGCAAUCGGGUUGUGUUACUUUAAUACCUACAAAUAUGCUGAAGAAACCCAAGCAGUUAAUUCUUAACCCAGAAUUUGGUGUAUACAGCUGUGAUGGAGCAAAGGAGUGUGUGAGGAGGAGUGUAUAAGGAGAGCGGGCGUGUUGACCCGCCCUGGUGAUACCUGAGCAGUGUGUAGGAGGCACCGCCCAGUGUCAAGUGUAGUGCAGUGUGUUGUGCUUGUCCAUCUUACCUUGGCUCUCGUCAGUCAUGUGGUGGGCGGCGUGACUGGUGGGCGGCAGGUGUCGCAGCCAGUGCCAUGGGUGGCAGGUAGCACCGCGGCGCGGGUGUGUCGCGGGAGUGGGCGGCCGUAAUGGCCCCCGCCCUUACUGAAGCGUCCGACCCGCAGACGUUCCACGUGGCUGCCCACCACCACCACUCGUCAGGGCGUCCCGGCGAGACUCCUGCUGGCCGCAGCAGUUCCCCGCCCACCGCCCAUCUCCCGUUGCAGUAUGGUGGACUGAAGGAGCCUCACGACUGUACUGACGCCCACCUGGCUGCAGCCCUUGCUAACGGCCCCCGCCGCGUCCCUCGCCUCCUGCCGCCCUCGCCCCCAGGCGCGGGUGGGUUGGCAUGUGGGCGGGAGGGCUGUGACCCUCCCCCACGCCCCCACGCCGCCCACACUACCAUGGACCCCCCGUCGGGCCUACCGCCCCUAACAGAAGAAGCCAACGACACCCCUCCUGAUUCGUGCGAGGCUACGACCAUGGGACAGGACACUGCGCCAGUUCACGAUGUCCAGGACAACACGUUGCCCCACAAGUCGCCGCGCCCUCAGCCCCAGGAUGGCGACCUCCUCGCCCUCAUCGGCCGGGACUUCGUUAACAUGAACGAGAUUAUUGAUACGCUGACCCGCUUAGCAGGCAACCCAGAGGUGCUGGAGGCUGUGGAUAGGGCUGCCCUCACACUCCCAGGCGAGGCCAGCCACGCCCCCCACCAGGCACUUGAGACACCCGCUCCAGUGCCCAAAGAAGAACGGGUGCGCCUGCUUGUGGAGGAACUUAGUCGUCGCCAGUGGCAGAUAGAGCGGCGUCAGGCACGCCUCCAGCGACGCCUCCGUCGGGUGACUGCUCGUGGUCUAGGUGCCUCGGUGUCGGGUCAGUUGAGGGAGUUGCUGGACUACGCCCAUGUUACCCUCGCCCAACAACGAGAGCAGACAACGCUCUCUGAGGAGGGACCCACACCGCCCACUCCUCCAGAAGUGGGCGUGGAGGCGCUAAGGGCGGAUGCCAUGCGUACCAUGUCUACCUCGGCACUAGUGAACCUGGUGCGGCGAGUGGAAGCUUCGCAGGGUCUAGCCAGACUAGCUGCAGCGUCGCACCGCCCCGCCCGCAGUCAGCCUCCCACUCCAGCGCCCACCCUGCCCGAACAUACACGGGCAGAAGUGGCGGCCGUGGCGGCGGAGGUGCACGCCGCAUCACACGCCCAUACACAUCACGACUCCGACGCGACUGAGACGUCCUCGGGCGGAGAGUCCUGUGAUGAGGCCGAGGGAUAUAACGACUCCCACACCAACUUCUCACCCGUGCGGGAGAGGGCGUUUUAUCGGUACUGCAGGGCCCGGGCGUGGGUAGCAUCUCGGUGGACGUGGUUACAGGCGCAGGUGGCAGACCUUGAGUACAGAAUCUUACAACAACAAAAAAUAUAUACGCACGUGCGCAACACAAAAGGCGCAGUCCAGUUGGAAGAGGGGAGUCGUUGGAGAGGGAUGACUUUACGCGAUCCCGCUCAUUUAGAUGUCCACGACCCUGCCCUUACGUGCCUGGCUGCCCCCACUGCCCGUACUGCCGUAAAUGGUUAUCAUAGCCGUGUCGAGGACGGCGUGGGCGGCAGCGUUUCCGAUACAUCGUUUGUGUCUGCUCGCACCCAAGGUCUGCGAGCAAUCAAAAGAAGACGUCUAGUGAGGGCAGGAGCUGGUCUCUGUGCCGGAGUCAGACGAGGGGGCGGGGGAGGACGUAUUCCUGCUGUGCAGUGCAAGUGUGUUCCGCCUAUUACAUGUGUGCUAUGCACACGUCUACAAGGCUUGGUCCCCCCUGCAGCCCCUCCAGACCCACACACACAACCAGCGAGUGAACGUUAUGCACGAGUCGAUCCCACUUUUCACCCAGUACUUUCACAACCUGCUGAUGUAUCUUUAUCUGAGAGAUUUGAUGCCAUGUUGAAAACAACAGACUGGCAGCGGCAAAUUUUGACGGCCAAAACCAUCCAGCCUCUCCCAGUAACACGAACUAAUAGAGAAGCCUCGCAAACGGAUAAGAAAAAGAAAAAAGAUAAGGACCGCAAAAAAGAUUUUAAAAAACAUAAGAAAGAAACAAAAGGAAGAAUAACAUUAAAAUUGAAAAAAUCAUUAAUUACGGGAGAGUUAGUAAGAGACGGAGAAUUCAAAAGAAAAAGGAUGUCGGCUCGGGAGGCUAUUUUAACAAUGAAAAGAGUGCGGGUUGACGACGACGACGAUGCGAGUUCGGUGUAUGGAAGUAGCCUCCACUCCUCUCCCUCGGCCAGUCCAGCGCCCAUCGACCGCUCUGCCCAUAAAAGACAAUCCUCGACCUCCAACCAGAAAAAUAAACAGAGUAUGAGUUCAAAUUCCUACGACAUUGACAACAUAGUGAUUCCAUACAGCAUGGCAGCCUCAACCCGUGUAGAGAAGCUGGAGUACAAGGAGAUUCCUACUCCCAAGUGGAGAAUAGUUCCCCUAAUUCCCAACAAUGUGCACAGUGCAACAUGUGGUACUAGUCAGGAAGAUGAGGAUGAAGACAUCAGUGAAGAAACAACAACUGCGCGUCAUAAUCGUAGUGAAGAGCUGGAACGUAAAAAGUUCCUCCAGUACCUCCACGUGCAUGUAACAUCUAGGUCUUCCCGCUCUCGACGAACAGAUUCCUCAGGAACCAACACACCAGACCACCCAUUAUCUCCCAGGCCUCCUGAUCCAGCAAGUGACACAAUCUCACCUUUGGCCACACCACCCACCACACCUUUAGCUCCUUCAGAAGACUCCAAUCAGUCCUCAUCUCUCCCAACCAUUGCUACUAUACCCAAUUCUUCCAGCAGUUAUCCUGUCUCAAGUAUACCUAGUUCCAGCUUUACCACUCUGUCCUCUCAAACUGGGAUGAUAAAUAGUUCAUCACAACUAUCUAUAUUACCUACUACAUCCCAGACAUUGCCUAACCAGCUCCUUAUCCAUAACCCCCAACUUGGAAGUCCUGUAUGUACCCAAAUACCAACGUCAACCUCUAUAUCCUCUUCCGCCUCUCUUUCUACAUCAGCUUCUGUCUCAACUCUUUCAUCUCUUCUACCUGGAAGUCGACGGAACCGCACCUUCAGUAGCAGCAGCAGCAGUAGAACCCGUGGUUUCCUCAAUAUAGAGGAAGGCUUUGCAGAAAGGUUGGAGGGUGUGGUGCCGUAUGAACAACGUGUCUUCCCCCUAAAUGAAACCGAGUAUAUAAUGAUGACGAGGAAUAUGGAUGACUGUGAUAUUGGCCCCCCAAGCCCACCCUUAGAUUCCUCCGCACAUGAAACAAACAACAUUCAAGAGAGUGGCCGGAGUUCCCCUAUGAGUGAAGUAACAGAUUCAGCACCAGAGGACGAUGGAAGAUAUGAUGAUACAGCAGCUCCCAAGUGGACCAUCUCUGGACUCAAGGAUGCUACAGGCCAGUGUGUGUUACAGAUACACCGUAACUGACGGUGGCAGACCUCGGAUAAGUCUGACUCAAGGAAUUGAAUUUUUCUAAGAUGUACAAAAUUCCAAAAUAAUGAGCAAAAUUUUAGAUGUGGACUUGGGCUUCACUGUACAUCCAAGAAAGUGAUGCUGUAUUGGAUCCUUAUUAUUAAACCAGAUGUAAAGUGAAGAAGUGUUUUAACUUCAGGCCUUUGCCAAAAACCUUAACAGUGAUACUGGGCUCUUAAUAUUCAAUAUGGCUGUAGAAAAAAAUUACGGUAAGCUUGUAACAGCUUUUACUUCGGUAUAGUUUCAUUAAGUGAUACUGGUUUAAUUGUCGCCUUUAUUAGGCUGUUGAAUAUGCAGUUGGGCACGCAAUGUGAAACAUCAUCAAAAGUUUGAUUAAUCAUGUAACGGGUGUUAAAGGGUUCUCAAGGAGUCGAGAAGACAAAUUCCUCUCACUGUUGAGGGGCAGUUAUCAUUCUGUUUUCAAUGAAAGCCUUUGUUAUUUAGUUUCUUAGUAACAAGGAUUUAUACCAAAAAAAAAUUUUUAAUUAACUUGGUAACAAUGACUAAGUCAUGUUUAUAUUACGUAUGUGGUACAGAUUAUUUGAAUUUAUUUAAUUAUGGUGGCAUAUCAACCCUCUCGAGUGACUGGGCAGGGAGACCGAAGAAGAACAGAAGAAGGAAAGGAAUGAUGCUUUGGUAAAGUUGCAGAUUUUUAGAUAAAUCAGAUUACAGGAAUGAAAACUUAGGUUGUUGUUACAUGUAGGUGAUCAUUUUAUUGAUGAGUGUUACAUUACUAAGUAGAAGAGAAUAGCAUACUGCAUUAAGUUAGUGGGGUAUAUGAGCUAGUGUAGGUUAUCCAGGAGUAACAUGUAUGAAUGAUGAAUUGAUGGUAUGAAUGGAAUGUCUAAAAAGACAGCAGAUAGGGAUUGGGUAGUUUAAGAUUGUGUAAGUGUUUGAAAAAGAAUAUUUUAAAGUUACAAAGAUUGUGUAAGAAAAUAUGAGGAGGGCAAUUUCAGGAUAUGAGUUGCAGUGAAGGCCUUAAAAUUAGUUUUGGCUAAAGAAUAAGUGCUAAGUUUAUCCUCACUCGGUGGUAACUGAGUCACUUGGUCUUACUAAGGUUGAGUGUACAGGCAACAGUGGUGGGAUGGAUUAAGAAAGUGAGUGUUGUGGGAUUGAGAAGUGGAAACGAGAUAAGUAUACAGACACUAUAUUUGAUCUUCUGUUAAUAAUGCCAAAAUGUUCAUAGUGGCUUAAAAUAAUUUUUUUCUGUAUUUCAUGUAUAACUCUCAACCAUAUACAGUAUACAGAUAACUCAACUUAAAUAUAUUAAUUAAUCAUACAAGUUUAUUGUCAAAGGAUUACCUAUUAUUUGCCACAGGGCUGGUUGGUGUUCAUUUAACAGUAAGAUCUUUAUGGGAAUGAUAAGUGCAGGAUAGGAGUAGACAUAUAAACCUGUUACUUGUACAGUAAUUGUAUGGGUUAGCUUGAAUUUGUUUGUUAGCUACCAAUGUUAACAGUACAUUCUACUGUUUGUAAACCAAAGGAAAUCUUUAUCAAUGCACCUUGGGUCAAUUCAUAUCAUAGGCCUGAGAUGUCUUGGACCCUAUGCUUGAUUCAUUGCUAAAACUUGGUACUAAAGUUGAGAUACAAGAAUCUGGACUUCUAAGCAUUUGCUUAGCUGCCUAUUCUUAAGUAUAUCUUGGUAUUUAGUAUUUACGGAAAAGGAAUGAGUGUGUAUCCUUGAUCUGUAUCCAUUGCUCAUUAGGUACUGCAACAGUUAAUAGAGCUCCAGAAAGAGGACCAAUUGUUUAUAUGAGAAGAAUUGUGGCCUCCAGUAAAACUUCUUUGGUCCUCUCUAACAUGCUGUGCUUCACACCUCCAAUGGUUACACAGCUAAAUAUACGCUUAUGUAAUUGUGUCAUGGACUCUCCCAAUAGCCCAUUGUACUUUUUCAUUUUCACUUUUUCACAAAGGAAAUGACAAGUGUUCAACUUUCUUCAUUAGUGUUUCCCUUCUCUCUAUUUUCCUUGAUGUAGGUGAUCUCUGUACCAAUUGUUCUGUUUUAGUCUAGAGGACUAAUGAAAGGUAUUAUUCAUAUUGUUUGCUCUGUUCAAAAAAAAAAAAGUUGCUCCUGUGGGGCCUUGUAAUAAAGUUAUUGUAAAAUAAUAUCAAUAGCAAUUGACAUAUUUGUACCUUGUCACCGUUACCCAUCUGAGCAGGACUUAACUGUACAGUAUUUGCUUUCUAAAUUAGAACACUUUCUCAUUUUAUGAAUGCAGAUAUUCAGUUUUCAGUUAUUUAUAAUUCAAGUCCUUAAGAUAGGAUGGGUACAAUGGCAUCUUUGUAAAUAAUGUAUAGGAUCCAAUUGAACACAGGUAUUUAUAUCAUUCAAUGUCCCAUUGAAUUUAAUACUUGUUGCCUGAUUGAAAAAGCACUGUCCUAAGUCAUUUAAAUGAAAAGAAAAGAAAAAAAAAUACAAACUGA
Molecule: messenger RNA, 6394 nt
Organism: Homarus americanus (American lobster)
Lineage: Eukaryota; Metazoa; Arthropoda; Malacostraca; Decapoda; Nephropidae
Product: KAT8 regulatory NSL complex subunit 1-like
Exons: 12
Coding region: 560-3925 (1121 amino acids)
Cellular component (GO): NSL complex
Molecular function (GO): histone acetyltransferase binding
Source: RefSeq, a predicted model, not a curated record